UAAACAUAAUGGCUCCUGUUAAAUUAUAUAUCUAUGAUUUAUCUCGAGGAAUGGCAAGAGCACUUUCAAUGGGUUUUACGGGAAGACAAAUUGAUGGAAUAUGGCAUACUUCAGUAGUAGUUUACGGUAAAGAAUGGUAUUUCGGUCUUGGAAUACUUAAUGAUAUUCCGGGUGGAACACUUCUUGGACCGCCGUUAGAAAUUAUUGAAAUGGGGGAAACAGAAGUUCCUGAAGAUACAAUUUUAGAAUAUAUAAAUGAAAUAAGACCAGACUUUACUCCCGAUAAAUAUCAUUUAUUGGAUAACAAUUGUAAUACCUUCUCCAAUAAGUUUUGUGAAUUUUUAACUGGACGUAAUAUUCCUGAUUAUAUCAUAAAUUUACCCGCCGAUUUUUUAUCAACUCCAAUGGGAAGACAAUUUCGUCCUAUGCUUGAAUCCAUGUUUGGACCAAGUAGACACCCUUAAAUUGAUUAUAUAUAGCAUAAAAUAGUAUUAUAGAAAUUAUAAAUCAUAGAAUAGAAUAUAAAUUAUAAAACAAUAAUGAUUUUAUUAUACGUGAAUUGAUAAGCCACUUGUACUACAUGUAAAAACUUGUAUCACACUUAACAAUUUACUCUUUUUUUUUUU
Molecule: messenger RNA, 626 nt
Organism: Rhizophagus irregularis DAOM 181602=DAOM 197198
Lineage: Eukaryota; Fungi; Glomeromycota; Glomeromycetes; Glomerales; Glomeraceae
Biological process (GO): protein modification by small protein removal
Molecular function (GO): peptidase activity
Source: RefSeq, a predicted model, not a curated record